AGAAAGUAAACCACGAAGAAGAAAACUGACCUGGGGAGAAAGAAGUAAUCCUUUAUCGGGAGAUUUUUCUUAUAACCUGACUUUAUAAUUCUUGACAGAAUUUCUGAGAGAAAUAUUCAUGCCAACACUCCAGCCAUAGCUCGUUUCCCACCAGCAAAACCCAAAGAAGAGGAAGACGCAAGAGGAGGAAAAAAUAAAGGAAAUGAUAAAUGUUCUUUAGAAGAUCUGUGCUCUCAGCAACCGCUAAUGUUUUCCGUAACUCUGUGUGGAGAUUACCAGCUGACGGCUACUUGCUCCAGUCUGUGAGACGAGCUGACUGCAGUUUAUAUUUCUCCCACAACGCUACAGGUUCCAGGAUGAAAAAGAAGUUGCUGGUGGAUGUAGACACCGGUGUUGACGAUGCUCAGGCCAUCAUGUUGGCUCUGGCUGAUCCCAAUGUGAAGGUACUGGGUAUCACCUGCGUGCACGGAAAUACCACUGUGGAGAACGUCUGCAAAAACACAUUGAGAGUUCUUCAGGCCUGCAAAAGCUUUGAGGUUCCAGUGUUUAAGGGGGUUGAUAAGCCUAUCCUUGGGAAUAGUAUCGAUGCUGGACAUUUCCACGGGCUAGACGGCCUGGGAGACACUCCUGACCCCAAUGCUCCUGGUCUGGAUCUUAUCCAGAAGGAGCAUGCUGUGUCAGCCAUAGUCAGAAUUGUUAAUGAGAACCCAGGAGAGGUGUCUUUGGUUGCCACGGCACCCCUGACCAACUUGGCUUUAGCUGUGAGGAUGGAUCCAUGUCUGCCGAGCAAACUCCGAGGGCUCUACAUCAUGGGAGGCAACACUGAGUCUCGAGGAAACACCACUGUGUGUGCUGAAUUCAAUUUCGCUGCAGAUCCAGAAGCUGCAUACAUUGUGUUGAAUGAAUAUGUGUGUCCCACAUACCUAGCCUGCUGGGAGUUCACCUGCCACAGCAUGCUAACCUGGGACUUCUGUGACUCCUGGUUGGCACAGGACACUGAUAAAGCUCGCUUCAUGGAACGGAUCUUCCGCUACAGCAUGAAUGCAUCCCACAGCGAACGCUCCCAGAAGGAGUUUGUUGCAGGCAUGGGCUUUAUUUCCUGUGACUCUUAUGCCAUGGCAGCUGCUGUGGAUGACUCAUUUAUCCUACAAAGUGACUGUUACCCUGUUAGUGUAGAGCUGACAGGCACACACACCAGAGGAAUGAUGAUAGUGGACACUGUGGGUUUACUGAAGAAGACGCACAAGGCUUUUAUCAUGAAGAAGGUGAACAUGGAGAAAUUUAAGCAGAUGAUGAUGGCUGCUUUGAAAUAGCAUCUGUAAAGGGACUGAACUACACUCAGUCUGAAAGUUUAAUAUACAGUAGUGGAUUUAAAGAAAAAGUAUUGAGACGCUGUAAUUCUUGAACUAUUAAAUGUAAUUUGGAUUAUAAA
Melanotaenia boesemani (Boeseman's rainbowfish) is the source of this 1432-nucleotide messenger RNA. RefSeq names its product inosine-uridine preferring nucleoside hydrolase-like. The record is from RefSeq and is a predicted model, not a curated record. Bases 210 to 1313 code for a protein of 367 amino acids. NCBI's taxonomy places the organism in Eukaryota, Metazoa, Chordata, Actinopteri, Atheriniformes, Melanotaeniidae. Gene Ontology annotation, molecular function: hydrolase activity, hydrolyzing N-glycosyl compounds. The transcript has 8 exons.